UUUUUUUUCUUAUUUCUCCCAUCCAUGAUCCAUCAAACUCUAAGCUUCAGCCUAAACAUGUAAAAUUUACAUGUUUAUAAAUUAAUCCUAGAAAAAAAAGAAAAAAGGGUAAAAAUGAGUCUAAAUUGUUGCCAUGUUCUUCAAAGAACAGACUCCGAUUUCGACAUGAACAAGAGAUUUAUUGUUGAUGAUGAUGAUAAAUCUAGUACUAAUAAAAAUUUAUCAAGCAUACUUCGUCAUAAGAUGUUAGCUGAAAGGAGUUGGUCAGGAAACCUUAUGCCACCCUGUUAUGACAAAGUUAAACCAACAAAUAAUGGUGCAAAUCCUAAGAAGUUAAAGAUGCACCAUCGUAGGCAUGGGAGCACUGGAGCAGUGCCAUUCUCAGACGACGAUGAUGAUCUUAUGAACGAGCCAAAGCUGGUGAGGAGUGGUGGGAUUAGAAGGGAUUGGAGCUUUGAGAACUUGGAAGCCCAGCAAAGGGAAGCCAGGAGAUCAAAGCAAAGAUAAUUUAAUGUGGUUGAAUUUUUCUAAGGGGUCAAUGGGUGGGUACAAUUCGAAUUUGGAAAGGGAGUUUUCCAUAUGUAAACUACAACUUUUAUGCAUUUUUUUCCUUUCCUUUUUGUCAUUCUUUGAUUCUUUGGUGUUAGAUUUUGUUAUAAAGAUAAACCAUUCAAUGUCAAGUAAAAAU
Molecule: messenger RNA, 688 nt
Organism: Beta vulgaris subsp. vulgaris (sugar beet)
Lineage: Eukaryota; Viridiplantae; Streptophyta; Magnoliopsida; Caryophyllales; Amaranthaceae
Exons: 1
Coding region: 115-507 (130 amino acids)
Source: RefSeq, a predicted model, not a curated record